AUGACGGAGCGAACCCCCGGUCGCGCUGCGCAUCCCUACUCAAACCCCCCUACUCCCCAGCCUGGCGAAAGCCAAGAUGAUACCCAUGAGCUCGCAACUCCCCGCACGCGUCGUUCGGCGCGUUUGCAGACGCGUAAACCAGCCGCGCCCGUCAGCGUCAACGACUCCGCGACGCCGGUACAGAACGCGCCCCGGAUGCCUAGAAACGACGCGUCUGGGGACGACACCACGCUGGGGAGCGGUAACUCGUCGGGGAACGACGCGUCUGACGACGGCGACGUGUCCGGGAGCGACAACACGCUACUUACGCGUCCGUGCAACGCGUCACAGUCCGACGACGUGCUCCAUACCCCCACCUCAUCUGUCCCGCGUCUCGCUGCCACUAGUACACGCCACGCACUUCUUGUGAACCACGCCGCUCGUGCAUCCUCCGCGGCCCCGGGCGGGCAGCCGUCAUCUCCGCUGACGGAGCUCACAUCGGACGUCGAGUGGCAGACUGGGUCUGCCUACCGUGUCAAUGCGCGGUCCUCGCCGCGGCCUGAAAACUCCUCGCGCCGCGAGCAUCACUUUGAUAUACCGCAGCUCACUGGAGCGUUAGCGUCGCCGUUUGCGUAUGAUCGUGAUGUUACCCAUGUCCCCAGCACCUCGCGGGUGCUACGUGAUAUUACCUCCGCUGUGCAUGAGCGGGUGGGCGAUGCAGCCGGUCAGCGUCGCUCGCGUACCCCUGAGGAACGUCUGAGCUCUACGUCCACCUCGCAAACGGUCUACACUCAGGCUGAGGAGGUGUCUGGCGUCCCUCCGGCGCCUCGUAAUGUCUCUGCUGAUCUCCGUCGCGACGUUCCUCGCGACGUUGGCUCCGACGUUCCUCUCGACGUUGGCUCCGACGGUUCUCGCAACGUCGAGCCUGACGUCCCUCGCGACGUUGACGCGAACAUUCAUCACAACGUCGGGCGCGGUGGUCAUUGUGACGUUGGGUCCAAUGGCAAUCGGAACGUCAGAUCCGACGUUCCUCUCGAUGUCGAAACCGACGGCGACCACAAGGUCGAGAACGUCGUUCGCCAUGACGUUGAGAACAUCGCCGACCCCGACGCCGAGAACAACCCUCGCCACGCCGUUGAGGCAAGCGCCCACGACCAUGCUGGGACCAACGUUGUCUCGGACGUCAAGACAGGUGUCCUCCACGACGUCAUGGAGGGUGUUCGCCGCAACGGCACCGCUGAGGCUGAAGGCCACCUCGUCACUCAGUACAACGGCGGCACCAAUACCACGUCGAACACCGAGGGCGACCCUCUCCGCGUUACUAGCACCGCCCCUCUCCCCUCUAUCCAUCCAUACUAUGUCGGCCAAGAUGUCCACCGCAACGACGGCCGUGACCAUGUGCCCUCCCAUCCGGGCAACCUCUCUGCUCCGCAUGACGCCCACCCACAUCGCAGUGCCGGCCCCUAUCCUCCCUACAGCCCACUUCCCGAGGCACUCUCGUACGCCCACCACGACAGUGCUGGCUACAGCCAGGAGUCGAUCGACCCGCACAGUGACGCGUCCGUACAGUACGAGGCAGGUGCGGACCACCGCGGCGGGUAUCCAAGGCCUCGCCCGCAAAACGACCGCUCGAACAAUCAAGACGAAGUUCGGCCCAUCAGUCCACGGGACGAUGGCAAGAACGUUGCGCAGAACGUCGAGUGGGACGUCAGCCUCAACGUCCAACGCACGGAACGUGUGGAUCCUCGGUUCGACUUCAGGUCGAACGUUCCUCGCGGACCCGACAUUGUCCAGGCCCAGGACGAUAUGGUCAAUGCCGCCCCCGCUCGCGAACACCCCGUCGACGAUCUCAGACUUGUCUCGCACUGCAUCGCCCCCGCCCCUGCAGCUUUGGCAGGUCCAUCCGCUUCGGCUCAUCUGCACGACCAAGGGGUCACGCUCUCCGAUCUGACGGAGGACGUCGACGACGUCGCGGACGAUAUCGAGCUCGACGCCGAUAUCGAUAUUGAUGCGCCUCGAGUUCCGGGCCGCAUCUCGAACGAGAACCAGCAGAUACUCCGUGACGCGUUUGAUAGCAUGUACGAGAAGAUUAAGGAAGUUUCCGCCAUCACCGGGCAGGCCAAAAGCCAAGUACUUGACCAGUUCUUCGCCACGACCCACACUAGGGUACAUCUUAAGCACAACGCCUGGAAUACCUACAGCACGUACUUCACGGCGAACAUGGAAGCUGAGAUUGCAGCGCUUCCCAACGCAGAACGGGUCCUUCAGGAAGCACCAUUCCGCAACAGCCGCAUGGUGCGGAAGGCGUGCUACGUUGCCUUCAAGGCUCGUCACGGCGCGAAGGCUUACGCCAUCUUGGACAAGUUCCGUUCUCUCGAGGAGAUGGUCGCGGGGCAGAAUCAGACUGUCGCGCAGCGCCGCACCGAGUACCGGAAGAAGUUUGCGAAGCUCAAGGAAAUGAUGGACUCGUUCCAGACGAUCUACGGCAUCAGCGGAGCCUUCGCGCUUCUCGGCAACGUUGUGAACUCCGAUGCGGCACUCGCGGAUGUGUAUGAGACACAGGAUACGCGAGGGUUCUUCGAGUCGAUCUGCCGUACUGACUCCGACGGCGUGAUCGCGCACCUCAAAGCACAUGUCUAUAACAGAGUGUCGCUCGAUAAUGUAGCCCUCGCUCACGGUGACAAAGACGUUGCGUCUCCGAACGUGCCCGGCCCGUUGCCGAAGAAGGCUAGCACUGGGCGCAAACGGGCCACUAAGCCCAGCAACUCUCAGUCCGCAAAGGGAUCCUCCGGCAAGGCCAACAAGCAAGACACCAACAGCGAUGGUGAUGGCGGCGCCGACAACGGUGACGACGAGGACAACGAAGUUGACGCCAAAAACGACGACGACGACGACGACGAGAGCGACGACGACGACGACGACGACCUCACCAUCAUCAAGGAUCGCCCGAAGUACAUCAUCAAGCGGUUCCGCAAGAUGCUCAGGGCGAUCAACGCCGGCCACAUUAUCAGCGAGUCUAUGUUUCCGUGGAAGAAGCUACUCAGGAACUUCGCCGAAGGCGGGGUGGUUAUCAGGAACUGGCCCGAGAAGAUCCCGCUCCCUCCCCUCCCGAAGAGUGCGAAGCAGCCCGCGCAGACCAAGACCAACUCCUACUCGAGGGGCAUAGCCGGCAUGCCGACUGCGCUCCAGGACGUCUUCAUCUCCGCCCUUCGGGAUCCCGACCUCCCGCUUCGUUUUGAGCGAUACUCCGGAUCUAGCUCCGAUCUGCUGCGAUCGCGAAAGGCCGUGAUCCACGGUGCGCCGCCUACGCCGACUUCCAAGCACAAGGCUGGGCGACGCGUGUUCGUGAACGGUACUGUCGAUCGUCAAGGGGUGCCGCGGCUCCUCAAGGCACCGGAGAGUGAUGCAAAGAAGACCGGCUCGAAGACGCUCGCAUCCGAGGCCAAGGAGGGGGACACUCCGUCGCCCGAGACUGCCGUUGCCUCCGUACCUGACGCGGAGCCGGCCGCAGUUUCUUCCAGCCAGAAGACGCGUACCCGCCAAUCCAACCCUACGACCUCCGGCCGCCGUCAUGUCACAGUACUCAUCCAGACCACUCCGAACAGACGCGCACCGCGACCCCCGCCUAACCCCUCCGAGAUCCUCGGGGUGGAGUCCUCCGCCGACUCCGGGGACGAGUACAUCCCUUCAGACAGCGCCGCCCGUCCGCCUCAGGGCAAAAAGAGGAAGGCAAGACAAGAAUCGAUCACAUUGCUAUCAUCCGACUCUGGCUCCGACAGCCUACCUGCAGCGCCCUUCUCCAAGCGUCCUGCCGCCGACACGAAGGGCAAGGCUAGGGCUGACGACGUUGGGCGCCGUACGCUUACGCCCCCUCCGUCGAAGCCCCACCCCAAGACCGACAUCAACGAGCGUGUUGCACCUGCGCCGACGUCGCAUGGUGCUGAGGACGCUCACAGGGCAAAGCAGCGUCGUGUGGAGUCUACGGAGGCCCACAACGCGCGAUCUGGGGCCACAACGGUAGGGGUACAACCUACACGCCCCCCCUCAUCAGUCCCCAUCCGUACGCCUCAAGACGCGCACAACAUGCGACCCGGUGACCUUCAACCAGCCGAGCACCCCUCCACAACGGCGUCGCAGGCCGAGAACACCGACAUGAAGCCUCCUGUCGGCCAGCAACAUCUCCAGAACGCCGAUACAACGAGCCAACUGAGCGGUAGACCGUAUGGUACCGCAGGCGAAGGACCCGGCCAAGAGGCAAGUCAAUAUACAAUCCCCGCGCGCGGCCUUUACGUGCCUGAGGGGAGCGCAAGUGGCCCGGUCGUAACGCGUGUCGGCGAUCAGCGUGCGAUGGACGUCGAUGGUUCCUCGCGCGGUCCUUCGGCCGCGUCCAUCGGCACUGAUCCCAACCAGCGCGAGUACGUCAUGCAAGCCCCUCCUAACAAUCAUGCCAACUGGUACCCGCCCUCCGACGCACGGGUUCAAGGGAACAACGUGCCGUACGCUCGCGAUCCUUCCGGUGCCCGCCCUCCCGCCCUCGUUACGCAUGGUACCAGCGGAGGCGGUGCUGACAGCCUCGGUCAAGGGGUGCCCGCUACCCACACCCAAAUGCGGAGGGAUCUUGGAGAGCUCCCGCCUGCUCAGGGUGCGCACGGACAACGGGCGAUGUUCCACGACGAGGAGCAUGCUGCAGCGCCGCCGCCGCCGCCGAACUACGGCCACUACAACGCCGGCAACCAGUACCCCUAUGGGUAUCACUACGCCGAUGCCUCGCCGGCCCGGUACCCUCCUGGCAUGUAUCCGCCCGGUCCCUACCCCUACCAGCCUCCUUCGAACACGUACGGCUACCCCGGCCCCGCUGGUUACUCCAGUGGCUUCCCACAGCCGCCGCCGCCCCGGGGAGAUCCCCGCUACAUACCCUCGCAGCAAGGCAUCGCCCAUCCGACAUCCCCGGCUGUCUAUCACCCCCCCGCGCCGGGCUAUGCCAAUGUCCCACCUGCAGGUGUGCCUCAUCGUCCUACGGCGCCGUCGUCACCCUCGUGGCAGGGCGCGCCCCACCAUGCUGCGGCGGGUCCUGCGCUUGCACCUCCGUUGCCCAUGUCAACUCCGAGUCAGCAACCCGAGGCUGGCCCGGGUUACUUCGACGCAGGGGAGCGUCGGGGAGGGGCGCGCGCGCCGUAG
Messenger RNA from Trametes versicolor FP-101664 SS1, 5157 nucleotides. RefSeq lists its product as uncharacterized. The record is from RefSeq and is a predicted model, not a curated record. The transcript is spliced from 17 exons. The coding region runs from base 1 to 5157 and encodes 1718 amino acids. Lineage: Eukaryota; Fungi; Basidiomycota; Agaricomycetes; Polyporales; Polyporaceae.